This is a messenger RNA of Electrophorus electricus (electric eel), 2584 nucleotides long. The record is from RefSeq and is a predicted model, not a curated record. Lineage: Eukaryota; Metazoa; Chordata; Actinopteri; Gymnotiformes; Gymnotidae.
AACAGAGCUUCCGAAGUGGAUUUAAAAGCGUCUCAGAAAUUUGCAAAGGCCAUCAUUAAGUCAGCUAGCCCGCUAAUUUAAUUAGUCUAACACCAUGGCUUUACCUAUGCUACCUGGGAAUUCAGUAAACAGGAAUCUCGGAAAAGAAAAGUUUCACAAAUCUCAACAUUUUGAUUACUGUAACGGAGUUUCAAUGCUGGUGGGAGCAGAGAAGCCAGGCAUCGGCGGAGAAGCGCUCCCGGGACAGAGCGCACGACGGAACUGCUCACUGUUGCCCAGAGGAGAGGACAGUGCAGCUCCGUCAUGGGUAGCCUUUGACAAGCAGGUGCUUUGCUUUGAUGCAUACUUCCAAGAAUCUGUUGCCCAAAGCAGAGAGGAAACGUACAGGGUCAGAAAAUGUAAAAUUUACUUCUACUUGGAAGAUGACACCAUACAAGUUGUGGAGCCAGAGCUCAAAAACAGUGGCCUCCCACAAGGAACACUUAUCCACCGUCACCGCAUUCCUCUGCCGGCUCCCAACGAUGAUCAGUUUUACAAUCUGCACCACUUUAAUAUCGACCAAGAGAUUGUGCUCUACUCCAGGACCUUUGUGAUAACAGCCUGUGACGCUUUCACCUGCAACUUCCUCAGGAAAGUGGGGGUGCGGGUGAGACCACCCGCUGCCACACCAACAGACCCCUAUUCUAAACUUCGGCAGGAGCUGGAGGAAAGCAUGAAGCCACUAAGACCUUAUGAGAGGCUGGACACCCUGAAGCAGUUCCUGGACCAUGACCGCAAUGUCCUUCGCUUUUACUGCUUCUGGGAUGAUACCCAGAGCAUGUUUGGAGACCCCAGAGAGCUGCUCCUGCACUACUUCUUGGCAGAUGACACCAUAGAAAUCAGAGAAGUCAUCUACCCAAACUCUGGCCGAGAUGCAGUCCCUAAAUUUCUGAAGAGGGGUAAACUUCCAAAGCACUCUCCUAUUCCAAAACGGCAGCCUGGAGAAAUAACGAACCACACGGUCCUCAACGUGUUUGGACCAAUGGGCCAAGGGGGUCGCUACAUUUUGGAUAGCCUCAAAACCGGUGCAGUGCAGGAGGAGUUCUACAAGGACUGUGACCUCACAAUAGGAGGGGUCGUUAACGUCUGGGGCCGGAGAGUGAUCGUCUGUGACUGCGAUGACUUCACCAAGGAGUACUACCGUUCUAAAUACGGAAUUGAGGACUUCACCCCCGUGCAGUUCAAGGCCCCUUCGCCCACUAAAGUAGCCCGACAGGUGCCCCCAUACACGGGCUUUGGGUCAGAGGAGGACUCCCUGUGCUCCUGCCAGGGCUUGCUACCCAAGCCUCCGCAGAAGGACUUCAGGAAGCUGAUGGAGAAAGACAGGCAGGGUCUGGAGAGCAACGUGUUAAGAUUUAUGGGCAAAAUGCAGUCUGACAGCCCUGUUAACAAGGAGCGCACCUUCAUCAUCUCCUUCUACCUCAGUGACGACACAAUAACCAUGUUUGAGCCCACCCAGAGGAACUCAGGAGUGAUUGGUGGUAAAUUCUUGGAGAGAAGCCGUGUGAAGAAGCCAGGACAGGAACUCUUUAAGAGCGAGAUGUCUGAGUACUACAAGGCUCAGGACUUGUAUGUGGGAGCGACACUCAUUAUAAACAACCAGCCCUUCCAGUUAGUGGAGUGUGAUGAGUACGCUUUGAACUAUAUGGAACAGCAUUCAGAAGAGUUCCCCAUGGCCAACAUUGGCACUAUUCUGAGCAAGUUGAAGUCCAUCCCUGAUGAGAAGCAUAAAGAAAUCAAACAAUUCCUAGCGCUGAGUGACCCAAGCAACACUGGCUUUAUUCCUUAUGAGUCCUUCAGGUCUCUGCUGGCAGAUGCACAUGCUGGGCUAUCAGAACACGAGACUAUGACGCUGGCCCGCUCGUACGCGGCACGGGAGCAGGCCGAGCCCGACGUGGGAAUCAUGUUGGCUAUUGCCCAGGACCACCUGCGGAGGAAGCACUUUGAGAGCUUCUCCGACAUGCUGCGAGCCUUCACCCAUGAGGACCGGGACAGACUUUCUGUCAAUGUGUGAUAUGGUCCCAAGGGUGUAGAAGCACCGUGAAACCCUCACAUGUUGCGCGAAUGUGUAGUUUCCUCACAGAAAUGGACAGAUGUUUCUGCGUUCCCUGAAAGGUACAGGUAUUGUCAGAGUCACCCAGGCACUGAAGUUGAACAGAGACAGUCAGUCUGAAGUAGAGCAGCCAUCAUUCUGCAGCCCCGUGGCUCCAGAUUGAAGAGCUGCGAUUAGUUCCAGUGGUUCGAGUGAAGCAUUGGAACCAGAUGAUCCCUUCCAGACUUGUGGCAUGUAGCAGAAAAGGGAGAUAGAUGAUGAAGAACAUCAGUGGGUUAAUGUGCAUGCCAUGUUUAUGUGGCUUUGUGGAAAACUUGGUCAUUUUCAAAUUUUUAGACUUUUCCGACUAAGUCUUAAGUUGAUACUGUGUGGCUGCGCUUGUUUCUAAUAUGUUACAGGAAAAAUGACUGUACCUGUCACCUGACCUGCCAAGUAGUUAAUGUCUUUAUAUCUGUUGUUUGCCAUAUAGUUAGAAGGCCUAUGGUCACCUUC